AAAUACUAAAACGGAAAUCCCCCCACAUUGGUCGAGCGAUCGUAGGAGCAGAUAAACGUCUAGCUUUGAGUUGGCAUGUCAUCGUUUAGUGCCGUGAGGCCCUCACCAUCCCCCCGGGCUUUCAGAACUGCAUUCCUGGCAAAAAUGUCCCAGGGAAGAGGCAGUGCAAUGGCUGUGUCUCUGCUGCUCUGCUUGCUGGUGCUCCAUUCUGAUCCUGCUCAUGCAGCGACUUACCCUGUGGGGGAUGCCCGUGGCUGGAGUUUCGACUCGGCCGGCUGGUCUGGCGGGAAGCGCUUCAAAGCCGGCGAUAUUCUUGUGUUUAAUUACAACCCGACACGCCACAACGUAGUUGCCGUUCCCAAGGGAUCUUAUGACAGCUGCAAGACUCCUCGAGGCGCCAAAGUUUACCAAACGGGGAAUGAUAAGAUCAAGCUCGUCAGAGGGCAGAACUACUUCAUCUGUAAUUUCCCGGGGCAUUGCGAGUCUGGAAUGAAGAUCGCCAUAACUGCUGCUUAAUAGGCCGUACUCAGCUAGCCGGCUAGCUUUUUAUGUAUUGUUGGUCUCUCCAUCGCGUGAAAGUUGUGAUAGCUUCUAAGCAGUCACUCCGUAUGCUACUCUCUUCUAGAUGUCGUGAUGAAUAAAUAAAGAGUGCCGUUCAGUGUCAAAUGGCUUCUCUUA
Punica granatum (pomegranate) is the source of this 678-nucleotide messenger RNA. Lineage: Eukaryota; Viridiplantae; Streptophyta; Magnoliopsida; Myrtales; Lythraceae. The record is from RefSeq and is a predicted model, not a curated record.